This is a messenger RNA of Oryza sativa Japonica Group (Japanese rice), 1607 nucleotides long. Its product is annotated as tubby-like protein 4. NCBI's taxonomy places the organism in Eukaryota, Viridiplantae, Streptophyta, Magnoliopsida, Poales, Poaceae. The record is from RefSeq and is a predicted model, not a curated record.
AAUUUAAAUCCUCCCUCCAAAUCACCACCACAAAUCACAAACCCAACCCCCACAAUUUGAAUAAGACAAACACACAACCUCUCUCUCUCACACACACAGAACUCGCGAGCUCUCGCGCCUCGCCUCCCAUGGCGGCCACGAAGCGGGAGCCCCUCCGCCCCAUCAGCUCCAACGCUGGCACGGUCGAGAGACGGGCUCGCGGCGGCGCGGCUGCGGCUGCGGCGGCGAAGGAGAAGGAGAAGGAGAACGAGGUGCCCACCGAGAUUGGGCGGGGGAAGGAUGGAGGGGAGAAGAAGCCGCCUGUGGUGGUGGCGGUGGUGGUGCCGCCGGCGCCGCCGCUGAAGCCGUCGUCGCUGCAGGUUCGCAUGAAGGCCGAGGAGGAGAAGGAGAGGGAGGAGGAGGAGGAGGGGUCGUCUCCGGCGGUGGCGUUGGUGGCGGGGUUGCAGGUGAGGAUGGGGCCGAGGGGGAGGGAGCUGCUACUUCCACCGCCGCCACCGCCGCCGCCGCUGCCGCUGCCGACGUCGUCGUCGUACGAGGCGUGGGACCUCUCCGACAACGAGGCGGCGCCGGCCUCGUCAUGGGCGACGCUCCCCAACCGCGCCCUCCUCUGCCGCCCUCUCCCCCUCGACGUCGGCAGGUGCACCUGCAUCAUCGCCAAGGAGACUCUCGCCGCCGCCGCCGCAGGCGCCCGUGGCGUCGCGCUCUACUCCCUCUACACCAACGAGGGGCAGGGGCGGCAGGACAGGAAGCUGGCGGUGGCGCGGCACCGGAGGAGGAGAGGGAGGUCGGAGUUCGUGGUGGCGCAGAAUCUGGACGGCAUCUUCUGCACCUCCGACAAGAACUUCCUCGGCACAUUGAGCUCAAACCUCGUCGGAUCCAGAUACCGAAUCUGGGGCCAGGGGAACAGGGUGGAUGAGAUCAAGAGCCAGUCGAAGCGGCUCCUCGGCGUCGUCGCGUUUGCGCCUACUGUUACUACGCUUACAGGGAGCUUCAGAAGCAUGAGGGCUUGGAUUCCCAAGAACCAAUCCAUUCAUCUGAAGAACAGCAAUUCAGCUCAGAUUCAGCACAUCAGUGGGCUUCCAAAGGAUUGGCAAGAGAAGAAGAUCAAGGCUGAUCAGCUCUGCUCAAGAUCUCCUUUCUACAACAAUAUGACAAAACGGUAUGAACUGGACUUCAGAGAGAGGGCAGGGAGGAUGGGAUACAAGGUGCAGCCAUCGGUGAAGAACUUCCAGAUGACUUUGGAGGAGAAAGGAAGGCAGACAAUAUUGCAGCUUGGUAGGAUUGGCAAAUCCAAGUACAUUAUGGACUUCAGGUACCCAUUGACUGGCUACCAGGCAUUGUGCAUUUGCCUGGCAUCCAUCGACUCCAAGCUAUGCUGCACACUAUGAGAUGAUGUAUCGGAGAUGUGAGGGAACCUCAUUUGGAUUGGUGGAAAUUCACAAGAAUUUUAUAGGAUUUAAACUAAUGUCCGUAAUAAUCCUGUAAAUUUCCAACAUUCCAAAGGAGUCCUGGCCUAUUUUGAAUUGAGUAGCGAUUUUGUAAGAGCAAUUGUCCCAUUCUCGCCUUGAGAAGGGGCUAAUAAUGCAACGGAGCUCUGUUCUCGACAA